This is a messenger RNA of Podarcis muralis (Common wall lizard), 3045 nucleotides long. The record is from RefSeq and is a predicted model, not a curated record. NCBI's taxonomy places the organism in Eukaryota, Metazoa, Chordata, Lepidosauria, Squamata, Lacertidae.
CCUCCCAGGCCUUCGCCCCCCAUGCUCCGCUCACUGCACCCCACUACCCAUGGGACCCAAAAGAGGGGAAAAUCACAUCCACAUUCGCCUCUGCCUACCCCUGGCAUGCGCCCCCCAGGCUAAAAAGGGCUCCCCCACCCCAGACAAUCGGGGCUGGAGGGGAAUGCGGCCCCCGCCCGCCUCUGCCCUAGAUGCCCGCCUUGCCGUGCGCCAGUUAAAUCUUUUAAUAGCCCCUCCGGGGGCACCGGGUGCGGAUUCAGUGACACACUUCUGCCCCCCCCCUCUCUUUGGCACCAGGAACGGGGCUGCCCCACGGCCAGGGCACGUGAAUCCAGGCGGGCCGGGGCGCCAGAGGAGGUGCCCCCUUUUCUGCCCAGCAAAUCAGGCGUCCCUAUCUAUUUUUGGGCCGCCCCGCUUUAUUCAGGGCGUGUGACGUUCCCGGGCUGGCAUCUCCGGGGAGACGCGGCCCAGAAGUCACGGCGACUUUGAGCUGCCGGCCUGGAUCAGGAAUCCGGCAGGAUCGGGCCCCCAGGGGGUCCCCCCUCCAGCGCAGGAUCCUGCCCCCCAAAACGGGACGCGACUCCAAGAGCCUCCUGCUGCCCUUCUCGCUUGGCGGACAAAGCUUGUAUUCAGACUCAUGAGGACUGGCAUCUUGGAAAAGACCAGAGCUCAGCGGUCAAGCACCUGAGUGCAGAAGGCCCUCCCCCUUCAAGAGCUCAGCAGCGGCGGAGGCGAGAGGUUUCCCUGGCACGGAGGACCUGAGCCUGGCAGAGGCUCCUCCAGGUCCCCGGGGUGCUGAGCGGCCCCCGCGAUGGGUGAGCGCCAGGCCCGCGCCAACAGCCUGUUCCUGAACGAGGAGGAGUCCAAGGCGCUGGGUCCGGGGGGCGGGCGGGCGCAGCGCCUCCGCCAUGUCCUGCGCAAGAGGGCGGCCCGGGCGCAGGCCAGGAUGUACGCCGUCACGCGGGAGAGCGUCCGCAGCUGCCUGCAGAGGAACGCCUUCGUCCUGCUCACCGUCAUCGCCGUCCUGCUGGGGAUCACCCUGGCGCUGGCCCUGCGGCCCUACAAGCUCACCUUCCGGCAGGUCAAGUACUUCUCCUUCCCCGGGGAGCUCCUGAUGCGAAUGCUGCAGAUGUUGGUCCUGCCCCUCAUCGUCUCCAGCCUCAUCACAGGCAUGGCGUCCCUGGACAGCAGCGCCUCGGGGAAGAUGGGCUGCCGCGCCGUCGUCUAUUACAUGCUGACCACCCUGAUAGCCGUCUUCAUCGGCAUCUUCAUGGUCCUCAUCAUCCACCCCGGAAAGGGCAGCAAGGAGGCCCUGCACCGCCAGGGCACCGUCGAGCAGGUCCACACCACCGACGCCUUCCUGGACCUCGUCCGGAACAUGUUCCCCCCGAACCUGGUGGAGGCCUGCUUCAGACAGUACAAGACCCAGUACAGCAUCAGAGUCAUCAACCGGACCCUGGCCAGGGGAGCCCCCACCUCCGCCCCCCAGGCCUUGCCCCACAACGGCAGCAGCAGCACCGCCGCCCUGGCCUGGCCCCCCUCGCCGCUGCCGCCGCCUGAGAACGCCACCGGCGCCUGGCGCAACGUCUCCCAGGCGCUGGGCGCCCUCCCGGAGGUGCUGAGCUACGAGGAGGUGGUCCCGGGCGCCGGGUCGGUCAACGGCGUCAACGCCCUGGGCCUGGUGGUCUUCUCCAUCUGCUUUGGCCUGGUCAUCGGGAACAUGAAGCAGAAGGGGCUGCCCCUGCGGGAGUUUUUCGACUCCCUCAACGAGGCCAUCCUCCGCCUGGUGGCCGUCAUCAUCUGGUACGCCCCCAUUGGGAUCCUCUUCCUGAUCGCAGGCAAGAUCCUGGAGAUGGACGACCUGGCGGUGAUGGGGGGCCAGCUGGGCAUGUACACCCUGACGGUCAUUGUGGGGCUGCUGGUCCACGGCCUCCUGGUCCUGCCCCUCAUCUACUUCGCCGUUACCCGCAAGAACCCCUGGCGCUUCGUGGGGGGGCUCCUCCAGGCCCUCGUCACCGCCUUCGGGACCUCCUCCAGCUCGGCCACGCUCCCCGUCACGUUCCGGUGCCUGGAGGAGAACAACGGUGUCGACAAGAGGGUGACGCGCUUCGUCCUGCCGGUGGGGGCCACCAUCAACAUGGACGGGACGGCGCUCUACGAGGCGCUGGCCGCCAUCUUCAUCGCACAGGUCAACAACUACGAACUGGACUUUGGGCAGAUCCUCACGAUCAGCAUCACCGCCACGGCCGCCAGCAUCGGGGCGGCCGGCAUCCCCCAGGCGGGUCUGGUGACCAUGGUGAUUGUCCUGACGUCCGUGGGGCUGCCGACCGAAGACAUCACCUUGAUCAUGGCAGUCGACUGGUUCCUAGACCGCCUGCGGACCACCAUCAACGUCCUGGGCGACUCUCUGGGCGCGGGCGUGGUGGAGCAUUUGUCGCGCCACGAGCUGGAGCUGCAAGACGCCGACUUGGGGGGCGACUCAGGGGCCGAGGAGAACGAGAAGCCCUACCACUUGAUCUACCCGGAAAACGACACCCACAAGGAUCUCAGCGGAGAGACCGCGAUGUGAUGGCGCCCAGGAGGGGCCGGGGAGGCGGCUGGGGGCCGGGCCUGUCUGGAUCGGAGCCAUCGACCGACUGUGAAAUGCCAAGGAGAGGCGCAGCCAUCAUCCUUAUCCCCUUCCCCAAAUUCUUCCCCCUUUCCCCAUAAUCUGAUACAUCAUUGCAGGCCAAAAAAUGAGAGCAGGCAGCGACGGAUCUCUAACGGUGACAAUUUUGCACUAAAGGAUAAGGAUUCGAACUCGCACAUCUCUCUCUCCGCCGCAGCGCCUCUUCUUUCUUUCGAUCCACGUUAUUUAAAUCUGGUGCCAAUAUUCCUUUUUUGUGUUUCCCACCCCCUCCCCGAAUCAUGUUCAUCCCCACUCCAAAAAAACAAACACUCCUCUUUCCAACACUUGAAGCAAAACACACUUUUUUUGUAAAAAAAAGAUUGUAUAGAUGUGAUGCUUUACCGGCGUAGAAAAUAAACGCUGUUUAUUUAUGAUGA